Molecule: messenger RNA, 2472 nt
Organism: Pseudozyma hubeiensis SY62
Lineage: Eukaryota; Fungi; Basidiomycota; Ustilaginomycetes; Ustilaginales; Ustilaginaceae
Exons: 1
Coding region: 1-2472 (823 amino acids)
Source: RefSeq, a predicted model, not a curated record
AUGGCGUCUCCCUUGCGCAGAUCUGCGCGUGGCGCCAGAAACGCGGACCCAUCGGCCACCACGCCAGAGCCGUCCGCUAUCUCACCGUCGUCCUCACCCAGCAAAGCCGACCGCAAACGUAAGCGUGCAGACGAUCCCGCCGUUCCUUCCAACGACCUAAACGGAGCCAACGGGCAGGUGGCCGACUCAGCAGCCGAUUCUAGCGCGGAAAGCAUCGACAGAGGGACCGCUGCCGACUCUACUCAGGCCAAUGGCGACGACGCGGACGCCCCUACCAUCGAUCCAAGCUCACAGAAACCACAGCUAUCCAAAAAGAUCCAGUCGCUCCUCGGCUUUACCGGCUCCUCCACCGCAUCAUUGCAGGCAUCCCACAGCGCGCAAGCUGGCCUGGAAACGGCCUCCGCUAAGGUGCAAGAGCUACUUCUCAGCCAACACGACGCUCACAAGCUCUCCACCAUCCUCGCUGCUCUCGGCAGCGCAGAUCUCAUCGCCCUGGCUCCUCCAACAUCUGCCAAGGGCAAAUUGCGCAGUGCUAAUGGCACGUCGGACCCUGCGCCGACCCUUCAAGGUUUGCUGCGUCCUGGUGCCAGCUUGCGCGAGCUGAGCGCACAUCUGCAAAGUAUUCGCGAGCCGCUCCUCGCCAAGCCCGACAUUGCUCGACAUCUCAACGCCGGCCACAGCGCAGCGGCAUCUGCGCAAGUCGCCAAGGACCUGGCCCGGCUCUCGACGCUCACCCUUGUCCUUGGACUUAUCGACCAGCUGGCUUCAGAUCUGCGCCAAGCAGACACAAGCACUGACGCUCUCAAAGGUCGACUUUUGAGUGCGUUCGUAGAAGAGAGGGCGAAGUCUUUGGAGGCAAGCAACGCCCGCAAGCAUAGCAAGGUCAACGCCAUUAUUGCCAAACAACCUCCAAGCAACAAUGUCGGACGCUCCGAAGACGUCGACUCAUCCGCCAACAGGUACGCUCUGCACAUGCGACUCCCCCGCGGAGACUACUUCACCAAAGCUAUCACUCUCGAUCCAGCACAACUCAAGCAACUUGACCCUGCUCAAGCUGACUUGGUGCAGAUCAGCGCACAGAGCGAAGAGCAAAUGCGUGCACUCAAACGACCGGGUCUUGUACCUACGCCGACCCUUGGUCAAAGACUAGGCCGAAACGGCCCGCGACAUCGUAUCGACUCCAAACGCGCCGCCCAUCACCACGGCCGGAUUCAACCGGUCACGUUCCUCAGCUAUGGCAACUACAGCUCGUUUGCACCCUCGUAUGACUCGUCUGCCUCUUCCGUCAGCUAUGGGCCCAGCAGCAAUCUCUGGCGUGAUAAGGCGCGCUCCCAGCAUUCGACCUCCUUGGCGUGGGGCGAGAGGCCUUUUGUGUCCUACGAGGAUGAAGAAUACGAAGAGGAGGAUCUCGAUUCGGAUGCGCACGUGGCACCGUCGGGCAACGUCGACAAUGACGGCGACAUCUCCAUGGACGAAGCACAAGGCGACCCACUCGCUGAAGCGCUGCAGAGCUUGCUGCAAGACGUCGACCAAGAUCGAGUCGGCAAAAGCCUGGCGAAGCUCGACCAGGACGAGCUCGUGACCGAGCAUCUCCGUUUCAACAUGAUGCUUCUGCAUCGCUUGCAAGAGUUCCAAUGGGCGAGGCUGCGCAAAACCUACCGUCCUUCUGGCUCCGGCCGUUCGAGCUCUCUGGCUGUCGAAGACGAAGCACCGAGCGCAGAGGAAGAGGCCACAGCAUCGCUCCUCCUCGAGUCUCUCAGCUCGCUCGUUGCGUUGCGGCCACGUGCUGUAGACCUGAGCUCCAACGUCGUUGAUGGCGUAGUUCCAGACGCGGCGAAGUUGCGCGCCUUCUCCGCCAGCAGCGGCGCGAUCGAUCCGGAUCUCCUCGGCGACGUUCGCGACGGCUUCUGGGGAGCACUGGACUCCAAUGUGGUCAAAAUUACGAAAACGGGCGGCGUGCUCACGGAGACGCCCUUGGUGUUGCGCGACGACACGACGAUACGCCUGACAGAUGGAAGCGGCUCGAAAGUCAAGAAGCCUGCACGCCGGAACGGUGCGAGCAACGUCGAAGACCGUGGUCGAGGCGCUCUGGAACGAUUUGCUGGCAGCCGUACUUAUGAUCACAAGCAGGAUCGUCACGACAUGGAUCCCGCUCAUACAGAUACUGCGACAGGUGCAGGUAGCGAGCAGCGUACCUCGAUGCCGAGAGCAGAGAUGUCUUCACCGGCAGCACGACCCGCAGCCAUGUCGCCGAACGCUCGCAUGCAUUCCGGGUAUGGACCAGGUCCGGUACCAGGUAUGUCGCCUCAUACGCAACGAGGUGUGCCAGGUCCCAACGCAUCAUACGCUUUUGCGAGUCCAAGCGGUGGACUGAGCUACCAGGCUCGUCCCAUGCAACCGAACGCUCAAGGCUCAUUUGCGCAUCCGGUGGCCAACCGGGCUGGACAGGCUCAGUCUGCUCGCCAAUCUUAG